Messenger RNA from Cucurbita maxima (winter squash), 5285 nucleotides. RefSeq names its product probable phosphoinositide phosphatase SAC9. Gene Ontology annotation, molecular function: phosphatase activity; protein binding. The record is from RefSeq and is a predicted model, not a curated record. The coding region runs from base 135 to 5057 and encodes 1640 amino acids. NCBI's taxonomy places the organism in Eukaryota, Viridiplantae, Streptophyta, Magnoliopsida, Cucurbitales, Cucurbitaceae. The transcript has 12 exons.
UAAAAAGAGGAAAAUUCAUCUCUCUGAGGUCUCUCUUUCUGGCUGGUCUCUUAGUCAUAUGUGCCCGAUCCGACCAAUUCAGUUGAGACUCAUCAAAACUCUUUGUAUCGGUCCGGCAAGAUUUAUCGCCGUCGAUGGCCUUUUCACCCGCAGCCGGUGGCCGGAGUUCUCGAGACACAUCCAUAGUCGUUCUGACACUUGAAUCCGGCGAAGUAUAUAUAGUUGCGAGCUUGUCUUCGAGGAACAACACCCAGCUGAUAUACAUCGAUCCCACCACCGGCGCUCUUCGCUACCAUGGGAAGUCCGGCCUUGACCUCUUCAAGUCCGAGUCCCAGGCAAUUGAUUUCAUUACCAACGGAUCGCGAUGGCUUUGCAAGUCCUCCGUCCAAGCUAGAGCCAUUUUAGGAUACGUUGCCUUGGGCGGUUCUGGUUUACUUUUUGUCGCCACCAAACUUUCAGCCAGUGUUCCGAAUUUGCCCGGUGGAGGAACCAUUUUCUCGGUUCUGGAGAGUCAGUGCAUCAAGGUCUCGCUGCAGAAUCCGCAGGUUCAGGGGAAGGGGGAGCUCAAGAACGUACAAGAAUUGGUCGAGCUUGAUAUUGAUGGGAAACACUACUUUUGUGAAUCAAGGGACAUCACGAGACCGUUCCCUAGCCGGAUGCCGCUGGACAAGCCUGACGAAGAGUUCGUUUGGAACAGUUGGUUCUCCAUGGCAUUCAAGAACAUUGGAUUGCCACAUCAUUGCGUUACGCUUCUCCAGGGGUUUGCAGAGUGUCGAAGUUUUGGGAGUUCCGGUCAGAUGGAAGGCAUUGUCGCACUUAUUGCUCGUCGAAGCAGGCUGCAUCCCGGCACUCGAUAUUUGGCCAGGGGAUUGAAUUCGUGCUUCAGCACAGGGAACGAGGUUGAAUGUGAGCAACUGGUAUGGAUACCUAAAAAGCCUGGCCAGAGCACUCCUUUUAACACAUACAUUUGGCGAAGGGGCACUAUUCCAAUUUGGUGGGGUGCAGAGCUGAAGAUCACUGCUGCAGAAGCAGAAAUAUAUGUUUCUGAUUGCGAUCCUUAUAAAGGAAGCGCUCAGUACUAUCAGAGGUUGAGUAAGAGAUAUGAUGCUGGGAAAAUCGAUGUCGUUGGUGGAGGAAAUCGGAACAAAAAAGCUUUAGUUCCUAUAGUUUGCAUAAAUUUGCUUAGGAAUGGAGAAGGAAAAUCAGAAUCUAUUUUAGUUCAGCACUUUGAGGAAUCUGUGAAUUUUGUUAAAUCAACGGGUAAACUUCCAUAUACUAGAAUCCAUUUAAUAAAUUAUGACUGGCAUGCAAGCACAAAGUUAAAGGGCGAACAGCUAACGAUUGAAGGGCUGUGGAGGCUUCUAAAAGGCCCUACUAUAUCAAUAGGUGUUUCUGAAGGGGAUUAUUUACCUUCCCGCUUACAGACCAAGGAUUAUAGAGGUGAAAUCAUACAUAAUGAUGAUUUUGAAGGUGAUUUCUGCAUAAGAUCCCAUCAAAAUGGGGUCAUACGAUUUAACUGUGCCGAUUCUUUGGAUAGGACCAAUGCUGCUAGUUAUUUUGGUGCUCUCCAAGUCUUCAUGGAGCAAUGCAGGCGGCUAAGGAUAUCUUUAGAUAAUGACUGGGGAAUGGGUUAUCGUUCAAUGGAUACACAGAGCGGAUAUACAGCUCCACUGCCACCAGGCUGGGAAAAAAGGAGUGAUGCUGUGACAGGGAAAACAUAUUAUAUUGAUCAUAAUACUAGGACCACAACAUGGACUCAUCCUUGUCCUGAUAAACCUUGGAAAAGAUUUGAUAUGCCAUUUGAAGAAUUCAAGAGAUCAACAAUUUUAUUUCCAGUUUCUCAGCUAGCAGAUUUGUUUUUGUCUGCCGGGGAUAUUCAUGCCACCCUUUAUACUGGUUCCAAAGCUAUGCAUAGCCAAAUCCUUAACAUAUUCAAUGAAGAACCAGGAAAGUUUAAACAAUUUUCUGCAGCACAAAAUAUGAAAAUUACUUUGCAGAGAAGAUAUAAAAAUGCCGUUGUUGACAGCUCUCGACAAAAGCAGCUGGAGAUGUUUCUCGGAAUGAGGCUUUUCAAACAUCUUCCAUCAAUACCUAUUCAGCCUCUUAAUGUACUCUCACGAGCAUCCAGUUUUUUACUUAAACCUGUUACCAACAUCUUUCCAAGUUCUAAUGGUGGAGCUGGUCUUCUGAGUUUUAAGAAGAAAGGAGAGAUUUGGGUUUUUCCGCAGGGUUCAGACGUUGUUGAACUCUUCAUUUACCUAACUGAGCCUUGCCAUGUCUGUCAGCUUCUUCUUACUGUAUCUCAUGGUGCAGAUGAUUCAACUUAUCCUACAACCGUUGAUGUAAGGACUGGCCGUAAUUUAGACGGGCUAAAACUAAUACUUGAGGGUGCUUCCAUUCCUCAGUGUGAAAAUGGGACAAACCUUCUAAUAACCUUACCUGGGCCAAUAAGUGCCGAGGAUAUGGCUAUCACAGGGGCUGGUGCACGCCUCCAUUCCCAAGACGCAUCAACAUUUCCAUUAUUAUAUGAUUUUGAAGAACCAGAGGGUGAACUAGACUUCCUUACUCGUGUUGUUGCUGUUACAUUUUAUCCUGCUGAUUCUGGGAGAAGUUCAAUGACACUUGGUGAGAUAGAGAUCCUUGGAGUUUCUCUUCCUUGGAGGGGAGUGUUUUAUGAUGAAGGACCAGGUGCAAGAUUAGCUCACCUCACUAAAACGAUUCAUAAGGAAAUCAAUCAUUUUUCUUCCGGUUCAGGAACCAACCCAUUUUUGGCCCCUUCAUUAAAUGAAGACCUUUCAGAACCAGUUAAAACGAGUGCUUCUGCAGACCAAUUAAUUGACCUUUUGUCUGGAGAAGUCACAUUUACAGAUACAAUUUCUCAACCAGUUAGCGGAACUGCUGUACAUCAGGGGGACGACUUACUUGAUUUUUUGGACCAGCAUGUUGGAUUUCAUGGUGCUGAAACCGACAUCAAAGUUUCUCCAGCAGAAGAUCCAAAGGUUGCUGAUAGUUGUUCCCAACUGUACAUAAACUGUCUCAUAUCCCUUGUAGGACCUCGCAUGGAAAAGAAGCUCAGCUUCCAAGAAGCCAUGAAACUUGAAAUUGAGCGCCUCCGGCUACAUCUUUCAGCUGCUGAAAGGGAUAGAGCAUUAUUAUCAAUGGGAACUGAUCCUGCUACUAUAAAUCCAAAUCUAUUGCUUGAUGAAAUUUAUAUUGGAAGGUUAUGCAGAUUGGCAAACAAUCUUGCAUUAGUUGGGCACACUUAUCUGGAAGACAAAAUUACUGCUGCUAUCGGUCUUGAUAAAAUCGACAAUCUUGUGGAUUUCUGGAACAUCACAGAACUUGGAGAGAUCUGUUCUGGUGGAACCUGUGAGGUGCGUGCUGAAAUUAAAACACCAGUUCAAUUUCCCUCUAAAGCAUCCUCAGUGGGAACUCCCCAGCCUGUCUUGUUAUGCUCACAAUGCCAGAGAAAGGUUUGUAAAGUAUGCUGUGCUGGGAGAGGGGCUCAACUUCUAACAAGCUACAGCUCAAGGGAAGUCUCAAACAGUGGUUAUUCAAGCCAGGGAGGAUCAGGUCAUGGGUGCCGAAUUGAUGUCUUGAAUGGUUUGGAUGGUGUUGUCUGUAAAAAAUGCUGUCCCAACGUUCUGCUUGAUGCAUUGAUCUUGGACCAUGUAAGGGGAUUAAUUAGUGCACGAAGAAAGGCCCGUGCAGACGAUGCUGCAUAUGGAGCUCUGAACCAGGUGAUUGGAUCAUCAGUAAGGGAUUGGAUGUCUGGAAAGAAUCUGCCUGAUGCUGGCCAAGGAGUACAAAAGGUCCUAAGAAAAUUGCUUAAUGGAGAAGAGUCUGUUGCUGAAUUUCCAUUUGCCAGCAUUUUGAACUCGGUGGAAACAGCAGCGGAUUCGGCACCAGUCUUGUCAUUGCUUGCUCCCUUAGAUUCUGGUUCAGUAGGUUCAUAUUGGAAAGCUCCUCCAAAUGCUACUUCGGCUGAAUUUGUUAUUGCUCUUGGUUCCGUUUCUGAUGUUAGUGGGGUCAUCUUGCUUGUGAGCCCUUGUGGGUACUCUGCAGGAGACACUCCAAUUGUACAAAUCUGGGCGAGUAAUUUUAUUCACAGGGAAGAAAGGUCGUAUAUGGGGAAGUGGGAUGUCCAAUCCUUGAAUCCAUCUUCAUUUGAUUUUUCUGGGCCAGAAAAAGAAUACAGCGACGAUAGAGCACCUAGGCAUGUCCGGUUUACCUUUAAAAAUCCUGUUAGAUGCCGCAUCAUUUGGAUGACACUACGCCUUCAACGCCCUGGUUCCAGUUCUUUUAAUUAUGAGACAGAUUUUAACCUCUUGUCUCUAGAUGAAAAUCCUUUUGCACCAGUUAAUCCGCAAGUUAAUCUACGUGCCUCGUUCGGAGGAUCAAGUAAAGCUAUUCCUUGUCUUCAUGCUAGACGAAUUAUUGUAGUUGGAAUCCCAGUGAAAAAAGAGACGGGUCUUGAUUCAUCAUCAGGCUCUGAUCAUAUAUCUAACAGGACCUGGUUGGAGAGAGCCCCUCAAGUAAGGAGAUUCAAGGUUCCAAUUGAAGCCGAAACGGCUGUGGAGAACGAUAUUGUCUUGGAACAGUAUCUAUCUCUAGCGUCACCAAUGAUUGCUGGAUUCCGUCUGGAGGCUUUUGGUGCGAUAAAACCUCGAGUUACCCAUUCACCUUCUUCAGAUGCACAAAUCUGGGAUGCAUCAGCUACGUUUUUAGAAGAUAGGCACAUCUAUCCUGCUGUAUUGCAUCUACAGGUUUCCGUUGUUCAGGAGCCUAAUACUGUAGUAACUAUAGCUGAGUACCGACUACCGGAAGCGAAGGCUGGAACAGGAUUUUACUUCGAUCUUCCUAGACUUGUCCAAACGAGGAAAAUUAUAUUCAAACUUCUCGGAGACGUUGCAGCGUUUUCUGAUGACCCAGCAGAGCAAGACGAUUCUGGAUUCAGGGUUUUUGCAGCAGGGUUGUCUUUGUCCAAUAGAAUUAAGCUGUAUUACUAUGCAGAUCCUUAUGAACUUGGAAAAUGGGCAAGUCUUUCUGCUAUAUGAUGCUUGGAUGUUGUUGCUCUUACUCCAAGGGGAAAAGAAAAAUGCAAAAAUGGUCUUUGUGAUUCUUUGUGUUAUUUGAUUCCAUUCUUUGUUGUGAUGCCAAAAUCCAACCCAAUAUUCUUUUACGUAUUAAUACCAAAUUAGGAACUUAGAACAAAAAUUCUCUAUGUGAUGUGAAUUGGUCUGUAUUUUUGUGACCAUAUCAAUUGCUCAAGAUUUUGAUCCUUU